Molecule: messenger RNA, 401 nt
Organism: Dentiscutata erythropus
Lineage: Eukaryota; Fungi; Glomeromycota; Glomeromycetes; Diversisporales; Gigasporaceae
Source: the annotation of a GenBank genome assembly
UUGGAUGCUACAAGAAAUCAAAAAUGGAAAGCGUGCAGAAAAUUUAAAAAUGAACAUGUUACAAGCUAUCCAUUUUCUUAUUCAAAGUUGGGAUGAAGUUAGCACCAGUACAAUUUGGAAUUGUUGGUCACACACGAAAAUUCUUCCUGCAGAUACCAGCUUCUAUUUAAGAAGUCCCUCAGAAGAUUUGUGUCGAACUGCAGAUCCUGUACUUAAUGAUAUUUUGAACGUACUUGAAACUCUCAACCUUCCAGAUUCUAUGCCAGUUGAAGAAUUUUUGGCAAUUCCCGAAAAAAACGUCGUUUAUGAAGUUCCUUUGGAUGACCAAGUUAUUACCGAUCUUAUUGAAACAUUUAGAGCUGAUGAACCAACAACCGUUGAAUUGGAAGAUAUAGAUGAUA